CUUCCUUCUCUGGAAGGAACAUGGGCGGCGUUGACAACAACGAGCGCCGCUUGCCGCUCGUCUUCAUGGCUCUCGUUGUCAUCGGCCUUGGGAACAAAAUCUUUCAAAAACUCCAAACCAUCCCCAUGCACAAUUACCCAAACUUCAUCAACUUGCUCAGCACGUUUGUCUACAUUCCACUGAGCUUUGCAUACAUCCUUCCAAUGAUCAAGUAUGGCAACGCCAUUACUGUGGACCAACGCCGCAUUCCCAAGUGCAAAUUUGCCGUCAUGGGUGCGCUAGACAGUGUGGCGGGGAUCCUUCAAGUGUUUGCCGCGACGUACUUGGGUGGUUCGCUCCUCAUCUUACUCGGUCAGGCGGCGAUUCCAGUCAGCAUGGGCAUUUCAAAGUUCCUGCUCAAGACCAAGUACUCGUGGUACCAGUACGUCGGGGCGGUGGUCGUAGCAGUUGGUAUCUUGGUCGUCUUGGGCCCGUCCAUGCGAUCCAGCGGCGGUGGAGACCACAGCACGGUCCUUUGGUCUGCGGUCAUGAUUGCAAGUUGCAUCCCGAUGUGCUUGUCUAGUGUCUACAAGGAAAUCGCGCUCGGUCAAGCCGAACUAGACGCCGUGUACCUCAAUGGGUGGAUUGCCGUGUUCCAGUUUAUCUUGAGCAUUCCGCUGUCUUUCCCCGCCGCCAUGAUCGGCAGCCCCCCCGUGCGUCCACACGACCUCCCCAAGAACUUGUACGACGGGAUGCAAUGCUACAUGGGACACAAUACCAUCCUCGACGGCCCCCACCCCGACGACUGCGAAAAGGCCACGUUGUUCGUGACCAUCUAUAUCUUUUUCAACGUUGGCUACAACCUCUUGAUUAUUCUCAUGCUCAAGUUUGGUAGUGCGAACCUUUUGUGGCUGGCGAUGACGAUCAUGGUGCCGCUCGGCAACGUCGCGUUCACGUUUCCAUUUAUGCCAGAGCACCAGCCGCUCCACACGACGGAUGUCGUCGGCCUCGUUGUCAUCAUGGUCGGCCUGUUCGUGUACAGGUUCCUGCAGGACAUGGUGGCGUCGCGGCAGACAGUCCCAGAGACGACUGACGCCGAGUUGAAGGAAACGCUCAUGUCGAGUUAUUAACAGAGUCCAAGUAAACACUACACUGACAAUUGGCGUGUAUUUUUCAACUUACAUAAGAUCGGG
Messenger RNA from Aphanomyces invadans, 1172 nucleotides. RefSeq lists its product as hypothetical. NCBI's taxonomy places the organism in Eukaryota, Oomycota, Saprolegniomycetes, Saprolegniales, Verrucalvaceae. The coding region runs from base 21 to 1109 and encodes 362 amino acids. The record is from RefSeq and is a predicted model, not a curated record. The transcript has 4 exons.